Molecule: messenger RNA, 5202 nt
Organism: Trichophyton verrucosum HKI 0517
Lineage: Eukaryota; Fungi; Ascomycota; Eurotiomycetes; Onygenales; Arthrodermataceae
Product: filamentation protein (Rhf1), putative
Exons: 8
Coding region: 1-5202 (1733 amino acids)
Molecular function (GO): protein binding; S-adenosylmethionine-dependent methyltransferase activity
Source: RefSeq, a predicted model, not a curated record
AUGACAGUUAUCACAAAACCUUCCAUAACGGCAGAGGCAUUGUUUGACCAGAUAUCUGAGACAUACGAGGAUGCGUAUGGCGGCAACGAUGGACUCAAUACCGCAUUUGCCAGGUUAAAUGAUUAUCACGAAGCUGGCUCAUCAGUUCUCGAUAUCGGUUGUGGCCCUGGAGGGCCUGCAUCUCGUUUGAUCAAAGCCGGCUUCCAAGUUACUGGCAUCGACAUCUCGCAAAAGAUGGUCGACUUCUGUAAGAAGAGUUUCCCUGGAACCUUCCACAAGGCUGACAUGACAAAAUACGAACCAUCUCAACAAUUUGACGCUAUCGUUUCACUCUUCAACUUGUUUCAAACGUCAUAUACGACGACAUACUCCAUGGUAUUCAAAAUGGCAUCCUGGCUCCGGCCUGGCGGUACACUUAUUCUGGGAACAAUCGCAGCUGAGGACUAUAUCCAGGAUGAAGCGGCUUUAUGCACUGCUCGGAAACACCAGUACAUUGAGAACUAUGACGCCAAAUUCAUGGGACGAGUCAUCCCUGUCACGUUCCUCACUAUGAGCAGGUGGCUGAACGUUGUGCAGCAGGCCGGCCUCUUCAUCCAAGUUGUCGACCUCUGUGACUUCGAAAUCAAGGGUUUCAAACACAAAGAGAACCAUUUGUUUAUUACCGCGAGGAAGAUGAACCUGGAACCAUUGUUUGGACCAUACCCCUUGCCUACCUUCCGAAGACGCCCACAUCUUCUGAGCGAGGGAGCAUGGAAGCCAUUUGCGGAGCGACUUACACGUCAUGAAUUCGACGCUGUUCUCAAGGCUGUCGAGUCAAAUAAAGAGGUCCUUGAUAUUGGCAGUGGCCAUGGCGAGACUAAUCUGCUUGCUCCAGAAUUACCUGUAGCAAUAGCCAAACAGCUAGGCAAAGCCUACGCCAUCGAGCCAAACGGGGACAGAAACGAGGUCCUUAUCAACAACAGUGCACAGUCAAGUGUCGAAAUCCGCCAGGGAACAGCCGAAAAGCUGCCCUUCGAGGAUAAUAAGUUCGACGCCGCCGUAGCUCUCUGGAUCCUGCACUAUGUGGAUGACCUGGAGCAGUCACUCACUGAAAUGGCCCGUGUGGUAGAUGCCGCAGCCCCCAACGCUCGCAUUGUAAUCGUCCAGGGAGCUCCAGACAACGAGGUGGUCAACCUCAUUAAUAAGGCUUGCGCUCCUAUAGCACAGCAGGGAAUGCUGCCCGGGGAGUCUGCCAUCGACCACCAGGGCUUCCUGCUCGCCACUGCAGCCAGGGUCUUUGCUAGGCAUGGCUUCGGUGAUAUUUCUGUUGCACGGGUCGAUGCACACUGCAAUUUCCCGGAAGAAGACCUCUCUGUCCGUUGUACCAAAGCGGCGGACGUCCUGACGAAUUUCUGGUAUAAGGAUCAUCCUAGGAACAGUGAUAUGAAGGAGGCAUUCCAGCCCGUCCUGAAGGAACAUUUUGCGAGCAGGCCACUGGAGUUAAGCAACAACGAUCCUGAGAAGUCCUUGUUUCUCUCGCAUUCCACACAGUUGGUCAAUCACUUGAACGAUGAGGUUGCAAGCUGGAAUGUUGGAAGUUGUCUGUCGGUAAAUACAAGGCGGGACUUGUCGCAGGCUGAGCAAAAGGAGCCUUGGGGCGGCGGUCUUUGCGAAGUCGUGCAAGAGUUUACAGUCGUUCUUUUAGCCUGGCCAUGCUGCGGGCCCAAGAGCUCUCCCUUUAUCCCGAGAAACUAUGACCGUGAGUGCACAUGGGAUGAGGUGGUCUCGUCCCCCUUGUCUCCGGAUACUGACCGUAUGAUUUCUAUAGCAAACCCAGCUUACGGAGAAGGCCCAGCGCUAUAUAAACUUGCUGAACACGGCGCGAUGCAAUCAGAAUUGGCACGAAAUACCUGGCUUGGUUUGGUCCAAACUGCUCAGGUUGAAGCCCAGAUAGUAGAAUACUGCAGGAAACGAACGUCCCUAGGCAGUGCUGCUAAUGAGCAGGCUGCCAAUUCCCUACGAGAGUGCAUACCGGACCUCCAGUCCGUACAAGCAGAUGAGCAGAAUACUCCUGAGGACACCUUCCAGGCGCAGAUAUGCUUAGCGUGGCUAUUCUGGGAGCUCUCUGACCCAGAGGAGGCGGCGGCAAACCUACCUCAGGAAUUCGAGAGAACCGUACGGUCUUUGACUACCGGCGAGCAGUCAUUGUCCCCAUGGACACAAGUGUGUAUUGUACAGGGGGGUUAUUUGAAAGGUGCUGCGGAGGAGCUGUCUUCAGGGAAAGAACACGCGUUGCAGACCUUCAAAUCGACCUUUUCGUGGGCGGCCACCCCUGCAUCUUCUGAUAUCUCGAAUCCUCAACUUUUGUUCUGGUCCGAACAGUAUCUGGCGAGGGCCUCAAUGCUGGCCUAUGAGCUGUUUAUAUCCAAAGCGCCAAAUUACGACGAGGCAAACUUGGAAUUCGGGCUACGGUCUCUUCGUCUUUGGGCGUCACAUCCUGAUAUAAAAGGCAGUGACCCUGCGGUGGCUGCAGACAUCACACCAACGAAUUCAAGUUCAAAAACCUCAUUAUGGCGAGCAUACUAUGAUCUCCUUUCUAUUGUUUUACAAAAUGACCUCCAAUACCCACCCAUGUCGGAUGCACCAAAACGUGUUCAGCUCUCAACCGAGUUUCGAAGGAUAGAGGCAACUUGCGAAAACGUUCUCCUCAGGCACUCCAAGUUCCCGAAGGCUAAUGUUUCUAAUCAAGAGGUUGAGCUAUGGGUCAAGCAAGUUAUUCACAAUUGGGAAGUAUUCUGUAGCGCGGAAUGGUGCGAUGAUGAUUUCGGAGAGGGAGGUCAAGGUGCCAUCUCCCGCAAUGUUUUGGAUAUAUUAUAUCGCGCUGCAACCAAGACGUUUCACUCCACGUUAAUCCUCAGAGAACUUUUUCACGUGCAUGCAGCUCUGGCCGAGUUUGACUUGGCUCUUCAUGCCCUGGAUACAUAUAUUCAUCUUGUGAAAGACGCAAAAGAGAGAUCUGAACAUUCCAGCCACAUCAGGGAGGUCGAAGAUCCGGCACUUUUCAUCUAUACUCUAGCCGAGGGAUUGAUUAUGCUAUGCUGCUUUGGGUCGCGAAGAGAGGCAGAGAAAGUUAAACGGUUUACUGACCUGUUAGAUGAAGCACUGAGUGAACGAAUACAAACAAAUGGCCAUGGUCCAGUUCAAUCUAGUACCCAACCCGGUGGCACCAGCAUUCCUACUCAGUGGGUCUCAUUUGCUUAUAGGGCUAUUGGCAUUGGCCUCGCUACAUGGGCAAGAUGGACUCCUAUCAGUGAAUCCAGAGCCGAGCUCCAAGCCAAUGCCAUUUGUGCCUUGGAAAAAGCUCUGGUAGCCGAGGCUGAACAGGAACCCAAUCCUGCUACUGUAUUUGCUCUCGCUAUGCUACGUGCAGAAACAAGAGAUCUUGAUGGUGCCAUUGAACUUGUUCGUACGUCACUUAGCUCGUCCAAUGUCGAAGAUGACGCAGAGCAGGCGGACUCUCGCUCCAUCAUUAACUACGGGGAGAGAGAUAUUGUUCCACUAUGGCACUUACUUGCACUCUUACUCAGCUCAAAGGAGGAUUUUAAAACAGCGGCUAAUGCCUGUGAUGUUGUAUUUGAAAUGGUAUCGACAGAAAAACUGCUCCAUAAGCAAAGUUCUGUCCGACCCCUUCGAAACCCAACUGGAAAGGAGGAGGCCUCCGUGGGUUUCGCAGGCGAUGGACAACAUUCGAGGUUUCCGGAUAUAGAGACACGCGAGCGGGAGAGCAUGGUUGAGUUACGCAUGACCCAACUUGCACUCAUGGAUGUCAUGCGUGGCCCCGAGGCUGCUCUGAAUUAUAGCGAUGAACUAAUAAGUCUAUUUGGCCGGCUUUUUGCUGGUGUUGGGCUAGUUGAUAUCGAGGGUAAAGUCAACUCAGACCGUCUAACUCCUCCUAAAAGCGCGUCUGGGACUGUUAGAACCGGGCGAGCUAGCAUCUUUGGCUGGAAAAAGAACCAGCGGCCUCCAGUAGACCAAGCGGGUCUGCUCCACGGUGAUACUGGUACAGCACCUGGAGCAGCGUCAGGAAUGACCGACAAAGAAGCUGGCAUUAUUGCACCCGCACCUGCUAUCCAAGUUACAAAUAAUGAUGAAAAAGCGUCUAGUCCAGUACAGCAUCGCGGUCGGUCUCGUCAGGGUUCUCUUCUACGAAAAGAAAAUAAACUCACCCAGAAGAUCCAUCGCUUGGAAGGAAGCCUGACCAACACAGCCCCUGAAAAGAAGCUGGCUUCAAAUGAACAGAGUGACUCUGCAAGGCAAGCCCUGCCCCCUGUAUACCAUAAUAUGAAACACACGGAAGAACCAGCUCCUGCUGGUCAUCCACACCAGCCACCAAUACAGGACGUUAGGAUGCCUACAGCUCGCCAAUCCGGCCCCCUGAAUAAAGCAUUAACUAGGUUCCCAAGAAUCCAGGAGCAAAAGCAUUCCCUCAGCUUGCUUGUUAAGAUAUGGCUGUUCAUCUCCGACCUUUACCGCAAGGCCUUACUACUUGAAGACGCUAUGGAAGCUUGCAACGAGGCAUCAACGCAUGCUACUCGUAUUGAAGGACUUGUUGCAGCUCAGGAGUCAUCUACUCGGGCUUUUGCUGAUGAAGGGUGGGGUGGCACAAAGUCCCCAGACGAAAUAUGGGGCGAUAUCUACGCCGAACGCGGUUACAUCACCCAGGCGCAAUCGAAACCAUAUGAAGCCAUCAAACAUUUCGAGGAAGCACUUAUGCAUUAUCCAGACCACCCACGUGCAACGGUUGGUCUGGCUACUCUCCUACUUGAUAUCCACGACCAGACAUUGCCCGCAGAAGAGUCAUCGUCGCCCCCAUUACCCGAUAUUUCAAACAUAUCCCUUCAUUCACCAUCCCGCCAACAGGAAACAAAUGCUCCAAACGGAAUUAGUGCAAACGUCGAGCCUACAACUACAUCACCUGACGACACGCCUGAGUCUCUUAAUCGCCUUGCUGCGAGAGAUAGGGCUUAUGGGCUACUUUCUACACUUACUAAACUCGGCACUGCUUGGGACAACUCAGAAGCAUGGUUUGCCUUGUCUAGAGCGUACGAGCAAGGAGGCCAGAUUGAAAAGGCAAAGGAGGUGUUAUGGUGGUGUAUUGACCUUGAGAACGGCCGGCCGGUUCGGCAUUGGUGGAACGUUGGUUCCGGUGGCUAUGUUCUUUAA